UCUGGUUUACACAAGUUCAGUAAAAAUCAGAUUCAAAAGUUUGAUAAAAUCGUCUUCCUAGAUAUGCUACAACCCACGUAGUGUUUGGUACGCCAUUUUAAGUGAUAUUUGCUGUGAAAAUUUUGCAAACCAGCUGCUUUAUUUGGAUAAUGUGAGCCAUAGAGUGCGCGGUGUGAACUCCUGUGUCGUGCGCUUUGCGUCCGGCUCAAGUGAAGCGUUGGCGCGGCGGCGUGUGUCACUGGAAGAAGCACUGCCUUUGGGCAACCCGUGGGAGAUAUCUUUGUCUUUAAGAUACUAUUCUGGAGUCAUGAAAAGAAGGAAACUUUAAUUACGCCACAGGGCCCUUAAGCGACGAUUGGGCGAGAACCAGAUGGGCCUGAAGCAAAGAAAAACAAGGCUCUGAUUUGCACUGAUGAUUUAUACAAAGGAAGAUUCUUCUUGCUCCUCAGUUGCAUGAUGAGUUUACUGUGCUGAGCUGAGAAGAAAAAACAUGACCGUUGCCAAUGCGAAGUCUGGAACUGCCAUGCAGCAGAUAUUGGACAAUUUAAAAGACCUACCAGUGGGGACAGGAGCCAAAGAUAUUGACUUAAUCUUUCUCCGGGGUGUCAUUGAGAGCCCCAUUGUGCGCUCUCUUGCAAAGGCCCAUGAGCGUCUUGAGGACAAGAAGUUAGAAGCUGUUCGAGACAACAAUAUUCAACUAGUUACUGAUAUUCUUACCUCUCUCACUGACCUAUCUGAGAAAAAUACUGCUGCUGCCGAACUUGCUAAAAUCCUCCAAGAACCACACUUUCAGUCUCUGAUAGAGGCUCAUGACAAAGUCGCUGCAAAGUGCUACGAAAUGCCUACUGCUGCAGUCAACCAUGACACUACUACCACUUCAUUCAUGCCAGCCGAUGCUUUCAGGAUCAUUGGCAUCCAGAAGAAAGCUGGGGAACCCUUGGGAGUGACUUUCCGAGUGGAGAAUGGAGAUUUGGUGAUUGCACGUAUUUUGCAUGGCAGUUCGAUUGACCGACAAGGAAUGCUGCACACGGGUGACAUAAUCCGUGAGGUGAAUGGCCGUGAGGUCAGCUGUAACCCGCACGAGCUACAGGAGGUACUGAAGCAGAGCAGCGGCAGCAUCACUCUCAAAGUCGUCCCCAGUUAUAGAGACGCCCCAGCUCCACCGCAGGCCUUUCUGAAGCCACACUUCAACUACAACCCGGCCACAGACAACCUGAUUCCUUGUAAAGAGGCAGGACUGGCUUUUUCUAAAGGAGAAAUUCUUCAUGUAGUAAACAGAGAGGAUGCCAACUGGUGGCAGGCCUGUAAGGUUGAAGGUGAAGGCACAGGUCUGAUUCCAAGCCAGUUCUUGGAGGAAAAGAGAAAAGCUUUUGUGAGAAGAGACUGGGACACAUCUGGCACUGGUUUGUUCUGUGGAAUACAAAUGUCAAAGAAAAAGAAGAAAAAAAUUAUGUACCUUACUUCAAAAAAUGCAGAAUUUGACCGAUACGAGCUACAGAUCUAUGAAGAGGUAACCAAAAUGCCACCUUUCCAGAGAAAAACAUUGGUUCUAAUUGGAGCACAGGGAGUUGGCCGACGGAGCUUGAAGAACAGGCUAAUUGUCAUGAACCCGCUGCGAUAUGGGACCACGGUGCCCUUUACUUCACGGCCCCCACGGGAGGAGGAGAGGGAUGGGCAGAACUACUGUUUUGUGACACGGGAGCAGAUGGAGCGGGACAUCAAGGACAGUCGCUACCUGGAACACGGCGAGUACGAUGGAAACCUUUACGGCACAAAGAUCGACUCAAUCCAUGAGGUGGUUGAAGCCGGGCGCACCUGCAUCCUGGAUGUCAAUCCUCAGGCUUUGAAAGUAUUGAAAACUGCAGAGUUCAUGCCAUUUGUAGUAUUCAUCGCAGCUCCUGAGCUAGAUACGCUAAGAGAUAUGCACAAAGCUGUGGUAGAUGCUGGACUAACCACCAAGUUACUCACAGAAAAUGAUCUAAAGAAGACUGUGGAUGAAAGUGCCAGGAUUCGACGAGCUUACAGCCACUAUUUUGACCUAACUAUCGUCAGUGACAAUCUAGACAAAGCUUUUGACAAGCUGCAGGACACGGUGGAACGGUUGUUUGAAGAGCCACAGUGGGUUCCUGUCAGUUGGGUCUACUAAUGCGCUCCCAUAGGACAGAUUAGUCCUCUGGGCCCAGAACUACCAGGACCUGAAAAGUUUAACACUGCAAGAGUUCAGUAGCAGCUUGGUGUGUAUUUGUCUUCUCAGCAGACUAUGCAACUCACAACUCAUGUAAGUGUACUUAUUUAUUUAUGUAGUAUUUUUAAACUCUUGAUUGCAGUUGGCAGUCGUCUUACUGAAAACACUGAGAGGCAGUAUAUUUUAAAGAUGAAUGCCAUGUUUUGUUAUUUUACAUUUGAAAUUGUCAAAAUAUUUAUCUGGCAAAUUAACAAGGGCUUACUCAGUGAAAAUAUACCUCAGUGUUAUGGUUUACAGGACAUCACUACAUACUCCUUCCAUUUACCUUAAAAUUUUUAAUUUCCGUUUAGUGAUCCUUCAAAUUACAGUUUUUCUCAAUUGUGACAUUGUUUUCUUGGAUAUUGUUGCAUAUUGUUGUCAACACACAUUUCAAACACAUGGUAAAUCACAAAACAUUGCUUCCUUCGAGUAUUAAUACUUUUUUCUCCUUGUACAUGUGCAUUUAUUAUAAUUGGUAAAAGGGAAUUUAUUAAAUUGUGAUAAACUCAAGUAUGUCAUUUAAGAUAGGAUUUUGUGUAUUUUCAUAUUGUAGAAAUGGCUCUGAAAUUUGAAAGGGGGAAAUUAAGCCAUGACAAACAAAAAAUCAAUAGUUUCGGUAAAAGUAUUUUUUUUCUAACAAAUUUGUAGUGCUAACCUCCUGCCUGUUACUUGUAACCUAAACACUCUGGAGUCACCUUUGUCACAGCUCAUUGCCCUGUUCACUUGUGAAAACCUGUUAAUCUCCUAAAAUUUCUUAUGAAGUUGAACUUUAUGCAAAUUUUUAUACACAACUCUAACGUUAGCAUUGUGGCUUAGUAGAUUAGAGACUUGUGUUGCAUAAUAAAUUUGGUUAAUGUAAGCGAUUAAGAAAAACUGUAAACGUCAUGUCAGUGUUGUAAACUUUGUUGUACUAGAUUUAAUGCAAUAUAAAUGUGUUAAACUCAUUUUAAAUCCAUUUCUGCAUUGUUACAUUUCUUAGGUCUGGUAAAUAUUUGAAUCAUGAUGAGGUUUAUGUGAGAUAUACUUUUCCAGAGACUUGACAGGCUACAUCCCUGUGAACUACACCCCUUUGAUGAACUAUUACUAAUAAGAAACAGUUUUAAACUAAUUUGAUCUCUUACAGAUGGCAAAGACUAUGUAUUUUUCACAUCAAUAAAUGUUUUUCUAAAUGA
Messenger RNA from Periophthalmus magnuspinnatus, 3396 nucleotides. It is a transcript of the gene pals2a, whose product is annotated as protein associated with LIN7 2, MAGUK p55 family member a. Bases 491 to 2146 code for a protein of 551 amino acids. Lineage: Eukaryota; Metazoa; Chordata; Actinopteri; Gobiiformes; Gobiidae. The record is from RefSeq and is a predicted model, not a curated record. The transcript is spliced from 14 exons. Gene Ontology annotation, molecular function: protein binding. Gene Ontology annotation, cellular component: plasma membrane; cell-cell junction.